AGUAGAACUUCAUCUCACUGGCCAGGAGCUUUCUUCACGCAGGGACAGUUUGGAGAUACGAUUUGGAAAAUGGACUUUAGGGGGAUUUUUCUAGCCAAGUGCCUGGUGGUUUUAUUCUCCUGUGUAAAAGGUUCUGCAAACGAAGUGUACGGUGUUCUGGGUGGUUCUGUUUUCUUGAACGUUUCUGACUUCAAAGUGGAAAAGCAACAUGACAUAACAUGGCUCAAAAAUGCAUUAUUCCUUGCGAAGAUCAAAAAUUCUACAGUGAAAUAUUACAGGGAAAAGGGAAAGUAUAUGAUGUCCCUGGAUGAUGGAACCCUGCAAAUAGACCGCCUGGUGGAAGAGGACAGGGGAAAUUACACAGUGAGAGUGUACGAUGACAAGGGACAGCUGCAAAUGGAGAAGAACUUAAAUCUGAGCUUUGAGGAAAUUGUCUCUAAACCAGAAAUCAAAUGGAUAUGUUCAGAAAAUUCCGUAAAGGUGACAUGUGAGGUGAAUCAGAGAAACAAAGCUCUUUUUCGUUUGUUUCGAAAUAACAAAACACUGAAUUUAAAACCGCACAUAGAUGCAAAUGGCAUAUGGAAGAUUGAAUACAGCUCCAAAAGCAGUACUGCAAAGUUCCAAUGUGAAGUAAAAAAUCACAUUAGCAAGAAAACGGCUGAUCAGGAAAUCAAAUGUUCAGGGAUGCUGGACAUUGUUCUCAUUGGGAGCAUUGCAGGAGGUGCAGUUGUCUUUGUCAUCUUUUUGGCUCUGCUGAUUUACUGUAUCAGGAAGAAGAGAGCAGAAAGAUAUGAAGAACAGGAUGAGGAGACACCGAUGAAAACUCGACAAGUGGGCGAUGAAUCGAAAUAUCGGGAGCUUCCUCAACCUCCAGUUCAUGCUCCUCAGAAGCAGCCACGCCAGCAGCAGAGACUACCUCCACAGUCUCAAACUCAGUACCAGGCAGGGCCCCCCCGGCCCAGGCCACGCACUCAGCAGAAGUCUCCAACCCACAUGAAAGAGCGACCGUAAGCAUUUGUCCUGGAGGAACAGACCCUGUCCCAUUACCUGCUCUGGUGGGACCUACCACAAAAAUAACCUUGCAAAUAGCCAGCAAUCCCCCAGACUGGCUGCUUUCAUUGUGGGAGAUCACUGUCUAUACUUAAUGGCUAAGGAAAAGGCUCAACGAUGGAGACGCGAGGUGAUCACAGGUCAUUAACCUUGGCCAUUUUCUUCAAGUAACUCCAUGCUAAUGUGGGACAUUUAGUCCUGAAAUCUGCUUCCUUUUUGCUUCAUUUGGUUGUACCUCUCCUUGCCAUCUUCUGGUCAAAUUAUUAUUAUUUUUUUUUUGGAAGGCCCUAAGACUCUAUUGAGAUGACUUUCAUCACGUCUCUCUUCCUAUACCUGAACUCCCACCCAAACACCCCUCUAGUUGCUGCAGCCAGUCAUUUGAUCAUAUGGAGAGGAAAACAGGUGUGUUAAUUGUCUGACAUACUGGAGUGCUGGCAAGAAACUGCAACUUUAUUUCUUGGCCAUGACAUGACCUGGUUCAGGGUUCCCAAGGCAGAUAUGCUUGUCACAUGACAGGAGCCAGUAUCCAUUGGUGUGUGAGGUUCCUGUAGCACAGUAAUACAUAGUAUUACCAAGUAGUCUAAUUAAUAGUAUUGCCAAGUAUUAAUAGUAUUGCCAAGUAGUCUAAUUAAUAACUACUUUCUCUGAACCUUGUUGACUCUCUCAUCCCAUGGCCACUUUGUGCUCUCAAAAGAGGCCUGCUCAGCUACUAUGGUUGGUGUGUCACCUGGAGCCAGUCACAUGUACCUGACAGGAAGAAUUCACCCUCUCUCUUUUUCUACGAUAUUACUUGCCUUCAGGAAAAUCUGGAAAUGCUGCAGUGGUGUCUUCUGCUCCUCUCCCACAGCCCGUCCACACUGAGGGAUUUAGGAGGCCUCAUUUGCUCCAUUUCUGUGAAGGAGUUAGUUUAGGUCUGAUGCCACGUAAUCCAUCUGACCCACAGGAGUGCCCCAGUCACAUGACCUGCGUCAGCAUUCUGAAAGCAAAUAGCCUUGUAUUGACGCAGGUCAGGGGACCCAGCAGUUCCAGUAACUGCGAGGUGUAUAACUGGGGUAUUUACACAUAACCAUGAAGACCUCUUGCUUUGACAAAGGAGGACAUGCUCGUCUGGACUGCAGUCAGCACCCCGUGUCUCUGGGAGACAGGGUGUAGUGGGAAAGACAUUCUUGCUUAUUCAUAGGUAAUGCACGUGGGGGGGGGCACGCAGAUUUCUGCUUGGACUGCUGGGAGGAGGGAGAGGGCUUUGUCCUUCUGAAGUGUCUGACCCCCGGCAUGCUCGGCCCCUGUCCCUGGCUGCCGGGGAGCGGGCUGUCGCCACUGACACUAUCUCUCCAGCUGGGCGCUCUCUCUCCGGCAGCUGCCACACAAAGCGGUGACCUGCGAAGUGGCUCCAUCCCGCUCCCCAGGGAGAGCGGCCAAAUGUGCCUGGGAGGAGGUGCAGCAGGAGAAGGACAGAGCCCCACCCCAGCUAACUCUGGUGGGGCAGGGAGAGCAUGGCGGCUGCAGGCUGGGCACAGGGCCGGGGCUGGGGGGUCGCUGGGCAGAGGAGACAUGUGGGGCUGUCGUGUCCUCCCCUUUAGAUUGCGGCCCCCCCAGCGUCAGGAGGCAUGAGUUGUCUGUGCCUCUAACCUUUGGCGAAUCUCAUGACUUCUCUGAUUCACAGGUAGAUCAGCUGGGUCAGCAGAGGCCCCAUGUUUCUAUUUUAUUCACUGUAUUGUCUGGCUGGCUAAAGCCACCCCUCUGGUGUUAGUGACGGCACACGGAGCAUGGGGCAGGGACGGAGAAGUGAGAGCCAUUCUCAGUAGCACAUUGGCUGGAGCCUGACACUUGUGCCACAUAAGGUAGAUGAAUGUAGGGUAGUUCUUUCAGGUUCUGCGUCUCCAAUGUAUUUCCGUGGCGUUAAAAGGUGUAUCCUUAUUUCUCUGCCCAUUUAUAGCCUGCCAGGUGCAGGGAAGAGACAUGGGGGGAAGGAGGCCCUUGCAUGUCCCGCCAAGGGGCCAGUUGUUGUACUUUGCUUUGUCCUCAGAAGCUGGCCUGUAUGGCUCGAACACCUGGCCCAGCUUUAUGCAGUGUGUGCUAAUGGUUUGACUAUUUUAAUGUUUAUUUUUUUUAAAUGGCUUGUACUCCAUUUUGUAUAUGAGAUAGCAGCAUAAAUAAAGAUUAGAG
Messenger RNA from Caretta caretta (loggerhead turtle), 3216 nucleotides. It is a transcript of the gene CD2, whose product is annotated as CD2 molecule. Gene Ontology annotation, cellular component: membrane. The record is from RefSeq and is a predicted model, not a curated record. NCBI's taxonomy places the organism in Eukaryota, Metazoa, Chordata, Testudines, Cheloniidae.